AUGCAUCGAUCUGUGGCCAAAAAGAUAUCGAUUUAUCGACUUCCAAAUAUUCUGGUUAUUCAUCUUAAGCGUUUUACUUAUUCAACCUUCAGUCGAGACAAAGUUAAUUCGAGUAUCAGCAUUCCAUUACAAAGUCUCGACAUUGCCGAGUAUUGCACAGCUGACGCUAUUGUCGAUGGCAGCACACUUUACGAUUUGACUGGGAUCGUACAUCACACAGGCUCUCUAAAUGGUGGCCACUAUACUGCCGAGUGUCUUAACGCCGCCACAAAAGAGUGGUUCGGCUUCAACGAUGCAAUUUUAACAGCCAUUCAGAAGCCAGAGCUUUAUAGUUCCAGCACUUAUAUACUAUUCAACCAGCGGCGACAACAGCAUUCUCUUACCAUUAAGAAACAUUUCUAG
Plasmopara halstedii is the source of this 402-nucleotide messenger RNA. RefSeq names its product ubiquitinspecific protease. NCBI's taxonomy places the organism in Eukaryota, Oomycota, Peronosporomycetes, Peronosporales, Peronosporaceae. Gene Ontology annotation, molecular function: cysteine-type deubiquitinase activity. Gene Ontology annotation, biological process: protein deubiquitination. The coding region runs from base 1 to 402 and encodes 133 amino acids. The record is from RefSeq and is a predicted model, not a curated record. The transcript has a single exon.